Messenger RNA from Pocillopora damicornis (cauliflower coral), 2161 nucleotides. RefSeq lists its product as uncharacterized. NCBI's taxonomy places the organism in Eukaryota, Metazoa, Cnidaria, Anthozoa, Scleractinia, Pocilloporidae. Gene Ontology annotation, molecular function: lipid binding. The record is from RefSeq and is a predicted model, not a curated record.
ACAAUAAUUUGUCUUCGGUCGACAACAAUCAUGGCUACAUUUGUGGUGAUUGAUUGAACAUGAUGAAGAAGAGAGAGGCCUUGAAAUAUUUUCAGGCAUUGGGAAAAAAUUUCAAGAUGAAAGAGUUCAAGAAAUACAUCACAAAGAAAGAAGAAAUUGAUUUUUCAUUGGAAGAGAAGGACGGCCAUAUUGUUUACGUUCCUGGCAAGAACAAAUUGGAGGAGAUUCCUGCUGGAUGCAUCUUACACAUGCUAAAUGAUCAACUUGUUUCCAAUUUUGGUUUAAACCUCAGUGGAACCUUGGAAUACUUGUCCUUCCCUGAACACUACCCCUUAACUUUGGUAUUCAGAUCAGACCAUGGACAGGAAGGCAAUCAUAUAAAGAAAAAGCUCACGUACCCAGUUCCAGACAAUUUCUUUGGAGAAAUAACACCUUUAACAGAUAAAGAGAUAGAACAUUACACUAAACUAGCACAGUCUUGGGUCAAGGGACUGUUGGAUGCCUCCACAUCUGAUGAGGGUUUUGAGUAUGUCUGCACCAAGAAUGAUGUUGACGUCUACCAAGGGACAUGGCCAGGUAGUCAGCUUCAUCUAAUCCGUGGUGUUACCAGAGUUAAAGCAUCCAAGGAUGAAGCAAGAGCCCUUAUGAUAUCAGAUACUACAGAAAAGUUCCGACGUCUCUUCCACAUGAUAGAUGCUCAUUUUCAAGAUGGUUUAGUGUUGCAUCAGUUUCCUGCUAAUUACAAAGCCCCUCAAGUACCUUUCUAUUCCAUCAAGUGGGCGGUGAUGGGGUCACCAGGGCCUGUUUGGUUCAGAGAUGUCUGCUGGCUGGAAUAUGGAGACAUAAUCAUUGAUGAAACUGGAAAUGAACUUGGAUUUGGAGUGGUAUGUACAGGAACACUUGAAGCUAAAGAGAGAAUGUCUCAUCAUGACAGACAUGGAGCUGAGGUCCAAGGUGUUUUGGUACCUCAUGGUCAAACACACACUGUUCCCAUCAAAGUUACUCAAACUCUCUCAAGGAUCUCGUUUGGCUUUUGUUCAAAUCACUAUGACAUAGGUUGCUACAUGUCAGGUUUACCAGCAGACAGAGAAUGGAGUAAAAGCAAGAGAUUUAGCUCUAAUGUUACUCCAGUGAAUGGUCAAGUGCUGGUAACUGAUGUUGGUGAAUAUACACUGGUGUUUGACAACUCUUACAGCUGGUUCAAAUCCAAACAGAUUUACUACUGGUACCAUUUGAGUUCUAAUGAGGGCUCCUCUGAAUCAUAGCAGCUUUGUCAAGACUGCUUGUCAGUAAGAACUUAAAAUGGUUAAAAUGUGAUACUUUAGAUUACGUGCGUUGUACAGAAUCUUCUUUCUUUAACUUCCAAGAAGUGACAAAUUCUUAAUUACUUUGGUGGUUUUGUAUUUUCUUGUCAACUGGGAUUGAUCAGGUGAUAUCUUAGAUUGGUUUGUUCACAAAAGUUUAUAAAGAGUCCAACCAUCUAGUUAGAAAAAUUUCAGAGUUUAUUAUAUUAUGUAUAGUUGGGCCACUCUAAUUUAGAUGUUUAGGAAUAUUAGUAUGAAAAUUCCAUCGCUAAGGAAGCCAUGAUGUUAUUUAGAAACUGAUGACAAUUGUCAGUUGAAGUGUAUGAAUUAACUUGCGACUGAACCCCAGGAAUAUUGAAUUCAGAAGUUAUUUUAAAACUUUAAAACCAUUGUUUUUGUCAUAUAUUUUUGUAGACAGUUUAAGUUAUUACUAACAACAAUGUUAGAUGCAGAGAUCUUAACAUCAUUCAAAUCUCACCAAAAUACAUUAAAAUAUAUUAUGUGUUGUAGAAUGCUGUGUUUUGGUGACUUAAAUUUUGUUCCUUCAAAAUAGAAUAAAUACCCACAAGACAGCAAUGUGCUCAACCAAAAAGCAUGUAAAGAAAGGUUUCUCAGUUUAUUUACAUUCUUGUGCCUCAAGAAGAAAACCUUUUUCAUCAGCAAGGCCUUGACACUUACAGAAACUCUGUAGUCUUAAAGAAAACUUGUUAACAUGUAUUUUGAAGUCCUUACAAUAUUCUUUCACAUGAGUUUAUACACUGUAAACUAGGAACAUAUAUGUGAGAUGUGAGAUGAAAUGUGGAUGUUUGAAAAUUUUAAAAGUAGCAAAGAGAUGAAAUUAAUUGAUAACUAUUAUA